Messenger RNA from Raphanus sativus (radish), 988 nucleotides. RefSeq lists its product as uncharacterized. The record is from RefSeq and is a predicted model, not a curated record. Lineage: Eukaryota; Viridiplantae; Streptophyta; Magnoliopsida; Brassicales; Brassicaceae. The transcript has a single exon. The coding region runs from base 69 to 743 and encodes 224 amino acids.
CAUUCAUCUUAAUACGAAAAUUCAUAACUUUCCAGCUUGAAUACAAAUCUUUCUCUCUCUGCAAAACAAUGGCAAAAUCUCUCAUCAAUUCUUGUAUCCCUAUCCUCCGUAGACGCCAAGCAAUAGUCACGCUAGUUUUCUUCGAGCAAGGAUCAACCAAAACCCUAUGUGACUCCAAGAAACAUGUAGCCGGAGAGAUCAUGUUUGAGUUUCCAGAUCAAAUCGUGUGCCAUGCAGAUUCAUUCUUCAUCGGCCGUCCAGUUCCAGCUCUAGCCAUGGACGACUAUCUACUCCCAGGUCAAACCUACUUCGUCUUACCGAUCGAACGUUUCGCCUAUAGAAUCUUAACCACUUCGUGUCUCUCCAUCUUCAACUCUAAUCUCGAUGAAAACGUUCGUUCUACUAAUACACCAACGUUGAACUUCACCGCCCCGUCGAGUCCACCACCGUUCGAGUAUUCUAAGGGAAUAAACGGGAAGAUUUUGAUUAAAGUUUCUCCGGUUUUUAUCAUGAGUCUUAUAUGCAAAAACAGAAACAUGUGCAGCAAAGGAGAGGCAAUAAUGGAGUGUGGUGAAAGCAGUGAGAUUUGUAAUUCUCCCGAGCUAAAGAAGCAGUAUGAUCAGCUUGUGGGAACGAGAGAACAUAUAUGGUCACCGAAGUUGCAGACGAUCUCCGAGCAUGAGACUAGGGUUUCUCCAUUAAGGUUCUUGGGGAUUAUUCGAAGGCAACAAGAAGUGAUUUGAUUAAGCUAUGAAAAGUAUUCAUAGUUCUUCGUUCGUAGUUGUUCUUUAAAACAAAACAAAAAAAAUUGAAAGAUAAGAAAUAAAGAAAAAAAUUUAGAGUGGUUAGUUAAACGUGUGGUUGGUAUUGUUUGGUUACAAGUUAGUCCAAGUUGACAAAUUGCAUGUUUUGUAUUAUUUCCACAAAAGUAACAUUAAUCUUGGAGGUACAUAUGAAAAAGUUUAUAUAUAUGGUUCAUCCUUGACAA